GCAGCAUAUUGGUCCAACUUAUUAAUCGAAAACCGGACCUUCGCCAUUCUGGGACAGCCGUUGCUGGUUAUGAGCCUCAGUGAGACUUCAUGAUCGACGAAGCCGUUACCGGCGGGGCCUCCCCUACGCCCUCGGUCUCCGAGGAGGCCGAAGAAGUAUCGAGGCUACUCCCUCUCUCGCUACUCAGAUCGCAGCUCAUCCCUCCCCCUCCCAAUCGACGGUCGUCGGCGGUUGACUUUCUGUAUGACUUCGGUGGUUCCUCCUGGAUUGCCUAUGGUGCUUCCUCCCUCCUCGUGAUUUCUCACUUCCCUUCGCCUCUCCCUGAGCACGAAACCCUAGUCGGUCCAUUUUUUCUCCAGGUCAUUGAGCCGUCCUCCAGCGGCGAUGCCAACGUGCUCGCUGACGUAGACGCCGUCACCUGGUGCCCCGUUCUUCCUUCGGAGGGCGAGGUCGCAGCAUCGCACGGCAAAUCUAUUUCGCUCUACGAGCCUCAACCCGACAAUGAUACAGGUUCAUUCUGCUGGAGGCAGACUGCAGAGAUCAUGCAGUCUUCUAUUAUAGAAGCGAUUGAAUGGACUGGUUCUGGUGAUGGGUUGAUUGCAGCUGGCGUAGAUGUUGUAUUUUGGAGAAGGAAGGGUAGUUCAUGGGAAAUGGCUUGGAAGUCUUCAGCAGCUGUUCCUCAAGGUAUGGUUUCGGCAACGUGGUCUGCUGAAGGCUCAGUUGCUACAGCAGCACGUUGCUUGUUUAAUUCUGCUGAAAUGGGUUCACAAAAUUUACGUAAAGUGGAUUGUAGGCAUGUUUCUGUUUAUCACAGUGACGGGAAAUCUGAAUUAAUGAAGUUCCAACUAUGCCAUCCUCAACCUGUUUCUUUUAUUAGGUGGAGACCAUCCACAUCAAUGAAAUUAACAAAUGAUGCUUUACGGUCAUGGAGUGAUGUGCUGCUUACAUGUUGCUUGGAUGGAACUGUAAGAUUAUGGCGUGAGAUUGACCAUGGAAAAUCUAGGAAAGUAAACAAGGAUAUUGAUGAUAAGAUAAAACAACCUUUACAAGUUGUUGCGGUUAUUGAGAUAGAACAGUGCCUGAAUGGAACCCUUGGCACAACUAUAUUUAUAGAUUGGGCUGUAGAUAUGGGCAGUGUAAUUUCAAAAUCUGAGGGAGAUUGUCAUUCUCUAUCACUGGCUAGUUCCAGUCAUGAUCAGAUAGCCUGUUGCGAGUGGUUAAUUAGUGUUGGGCCUGCGAACUCAGUUACUUUAUGGGCCAUCCACUGUUUAGAUGACGUGGUUUCUUUUUGUUCUCCAAGAGUUACUUUAUGGAUGAAACAAAAUCCUACACACCUUCAAGCUUGCAACCUCUCUAAUUAUCAAUCUUUGUAUCCUGCAGAAAAACCAAUUUUGGUAAAAGUUGUUGCUAUGAGGAGAGAACUGUCUGGUCCAUCAUAUGCAUGCUCUUUACUUCAGUUGCUUCCCAAUAAUUGCAUGAGCUGGUGGUAUUUCUAUAGUUCAUCAACGGAUGAUGCAGAGCACAGAUCCUUAGCUUCGUUCAGCAAGGAAAGAUGUCUUUCUCAAUUUACAGCUGGUGUAUUAAAUCUAGAUGGACACUCAGCAAACAUAUUACAAUUAGUUCUCCAUCCUUGUUCCUAUGAACUUGAGUUGGCUGUCUCCUUGGAUUCUGAUGGUAUUCUUCUCUUCUGGUCCCUUUCUAAACAUUUCAACUUCACCUUGGGCAUGCAAAUGCAUAUUCAUCCUACUUGGAAACUGUUGGGAAAAAUUAGAUCACAAGAUUUGUCCACUGAUUCACAUUAUUUAACCGUGGGAUGGGCUCCUUUUGCUUUGGAUGAAAAACCGUUGCUUCUUCUGGGAUAUGCUGAUGGCAUUGACUGUUUCCUGGUUGAAGUCCCAAGAGAAGGAGAGGAUAUUGUAUGUUAUAAAAUAUUCUGUGCAGCAUUUGGUGAUCAUAAUCAUUUUGAACGUUCACCAGAUCAUAUAUUUGCAACACCUUCAGCUUCUUUUUCUAAAAGUUUCUUGCUUUACGGAGUAUGGAUGAAGGAAUGUAGGACUUUAACAUGGAAAAUUAUUCUGCAAUCUGAAGAUAUAACUGGAAGUUCUUGUGAAUUUAGAUCCGAUUCUGACACCCUUUUAGGGUCUGAAAAUAUGAGCAAAUGGAUGGCUUGCAGUGGUAGAAGAUAUUCCGCUGCCAUCCAUCCAGCCUCAUGGAAUUUUCCACACUCACAAAAUACUGAAACAAUGAUCUGUGUUUCGGUGGUUACUCUGAAUCAUUCUAAGAUCUCCACUGGAAAGAAUGUGAUUUCUGAUAACGGUUCAAAUGGCAAUUCUUUUAGUUUAAUGGCAACAGGAUUUUCUGAUGGUGUAUUGGAGCUUUGGAAAGUUUCAUCCGCAAAUUCAUCCGAGUCAGAGUGCGUACCCUGGGUUCUUGUGGGCAAAUUUGCUGCACAUGAUGGCCCAGUUAAUGCAGUGUCAUUAUCGACAUGUGGUGGUAAAAUUGCUACAGUGAGCAUAUGCAGUAAAAGCAUGACCACCCUUAAUAUUUGGACUCCAAUAUGCUUGAUAGGUGGUGGAAGCUUUAUACUAGAAGAUGUUUUAUUUUUUAACGGGCCUGUGGUUGCCUUAAAAUGGUCACCUAUAGGAAAUGGGAAGCUCUUACUUGGUGUCUGUAUGCCAAAUGAGUUUCACAUAUAUUGUGAGAGAAGAUCUCAUUGCAAUUUUGUGGAAUCAGAUAAAUCAAAAGAGCUUCAUCCUUGGUGUUGCAUUUCGAUAUCACACUCUUACUAUCAUUGUCGUGAUUUUCUGUGGGGACCUAAGUUGACACCCGUACUUCUUCAUGAAAGGAAAAUUUCAGUCUUUAGCGAGUGGUUGUCUGAAACAAAAUCUAAGCACACUGGAGAACUAUUUUCAGUUUAUACUGCUAAAAAAAAUGAAAACUUGCCUGGUUGUAUAUCCCUCAAAAAUAAUGUUCAUGGUGCCAACAAAUUAAAUCAAUUUGACAAUAAAGAAAGUGGAGCAGUUUUUAAUGUUCCAUCCUCUGGAAGCUUCUUGCAAAAAGAUAAAUCUUAUACUCGGAACGGCUUGCAUAACUUAAUGGAUAUUGUGGAGAGACUUUGUAGGCCUCUGGAAUUCUAUCAUCCCUGGGCACUACUCCAAUAUCUAUAUCGAGGUAACUGGAAACGUGCUUAUAUUGUUUUGAAACAUCUCGUUGAUUCACUCAAGUCUUUAAAUACUUCUACAACUGUAGUUGCAUGCUGCAGUUCAGGAAAGCCUUGCUAUAUUCCACAUAUAUCUUUGUCUAAGUACCUUGUUGGAACAACAGCAGAGCCAAGCGGUGCUACUUUACAUUGGAGUAAAGGAAGUAAUUUUGCAUCUGCAAACUUGGAGAAAAAUAUUUUUCAGUUUGGGGAAGAUACUCUGAAGCAGACAGUAUAUAAGGAUUUUCCAUUGAUUGACGGCUUGAAGUCUGAAUUUAUCGGGUUUAUUGACACCCUUGAGAAGUCUCAUUACUUAGUUACUUUAACAAACAUGGAUAGAAUCUACAUAUUAACCGUGCUUGAUAUUUUGCUUGAGCUCAGCAAUACGAGCUACACUUCUCUAUAUGAGAGCCUUGAUGAACCUGGCCGAAGGUUUUGGGUUGGAGUGAGAUUUCAGCAUUUUCACUUUAUUCGGAAGGUUGGAAGAGUGGCUUCCAUGGAAGAAUUUGCUAUUGCAUCAUGGAUGAUUGCAUGUGCGUGCCAGUCUGACUGCCAGGAAAAUCUAUUAAAUUCGAUGUUGUCUACUGAACCUUCUUGGCUAGAAUUGCGCAAUUUGGGUGUGGGAUUUUGGUUGACGAAUGUAUCCCAGCUAAGGGCAAGAGUAAGAAUGGGUUUGUCUUGGCCAGUCUUACAUUUUUUAAGAUGGAGAAGCUAGCCAGACUUCAGUAUCUCAAGCGGAAGAAUCCCAAGGACUGUGCACUUUUAUACUUAGCACUGAAUAGGCUCCAAGUUUUGGCUG
Molecule: messenger RNA, 3998 nt
Organism: Phalaenopsis equestris
Lineage: Eukaryota; Viridiplantae; Streptophyta; Magnoliopsida; Asparagales; Orchidaceae
Exons: 5
Coding region: 90-3914 (1274 amino acids)
Biological process (GO): vacuolar acidification
Cellular component (GO): RAVE complex
Molecular function (GO): protein binding
Source: RefSeq, a predicted model, not a curated record